Lactuca sativa (garden lettuce) is the source of this 894-nucleotide messenger RNA. The record is from RefSeq and is a predicted model, not a curated record. NCBI's taxonomy places the organism in Eukaryota, Viridiplantae, Streptophyta, Magnoliopsida, Asterales, Asteraceae.
AUGAUGCUAGAGGUAGAUGCGGGUUUACAACGUUGCAGAAAAUGUGCUGCGGCCAUUUGUUUGAUGGCUAUGGGGGAGUCACCCGACACCAUGGAUGACUAUAUGAGAAUGUCCGAAAGAACCGCAAGAGAGAGUUUGUAUACAUUGUCAAGGGGUGUUGUUGAAACUUUUGGUGACGUGUAUUUGCGGAAACCUUCGUUGUAUGAUUUGCAAGAAUUGUAUGCGACGCAUGAAGAACGCCAUGGGUUUCCCGGAAUGAUCGAAAGCAUUGAUUGCACACACUGGAAAUGGAAAAAUUGUCCGGUAGCAUGGAAAGGGCAAUACGCCAGUGGUCAUCACGGAUCACCUUCUUUGGUGUUAGAGGCUGUCGCUUCUCAAGAUUUAUGGAUUUGGCAUGCAUUUUUUGGGGUUGCGGGUUCCAACAACGACGUCAACGUUCUUGAUCUGUCGCCAAUAUUCGACGAUCUUUUGAAUGGAAAAGCCCCGGAUGCUCCUUUCACGGUGAAUGGAAACGAAUACAAAUAUGGGUAUUACCUUACAAAUGGAAUGUAUCCUCAGUAUUCCACAUUCAUGAAGGCAUUCCGCCACACGGUUGAAGAACGAGACAAUUUUUUUAAGAUAAGACAAGAAGGAGCACGUAAGGAUGUGGAACGUGCUUUUGGAGUGUUGAAGGCGAAGUGGCAUAUAGUCGAACAUGUAGCACGACCAUUGGAUUUAGAAACUUUACGAUAUAUCAUGUAUGCAUGUAUCAUAAUGCAUAACAUGGUAGUAGAAUAUAAAGGGCGAAAUAUUGCACACUAUAUCCCAACGGGGCCCAUACACGUUCAGUUUCAACUAGGAACAACAGAUUAUUUACAUCGCGUUGUUGACAUUCAGGACGCAAAUAAACACUGA